Molecule: messenger RNA, 1224 nt
Organism: Marasmius oreades (fairy-ring Marasmius)
Lineage: Eukaryota; Fungi; Basidiomycota; Agaricomycetes; Agaricales; Marasmiaceae
Exons: 4
Coding region: 13-1092 (359 amino acids)
Biological process (GO): heme biosynthetic process
Cellular component (GO): cytosol
Molecular function (GO): uroporphyrinogen decarboxylase activity
Source: RefSeq, a predicted model, not a curated record
CUUCAAGCCGCCAUGAAUUCAGAAUUUCCGGCUCUCAAAAAUGACCUUCUGCUCCGAGCAGCUCGAGGUGAAGUCACUUCUCGCGCACCGGUUUGGAUCAUGAGGCAGGCAGGACGGUAUCUUCCAGAGUUUCGAAAAGUGCGCGAAAACCACGAAUUCUUCGAAAUCUGCCGCAACCCUAGUCUGGCAACAGAGAUCACCGUCCAACCCAUUCAACGAUACACGGGUCUCAUCGAUGCCUCCAUCAUUUUCAGCGAUAUUCUUGUUAUCCCGCAGGCAUUGGGAAUGGAAGUCCUAAUGAACCCAGGUCCACAUUUUCCUGAACCGCUUGUCACCCCAGAGGAUAUUAAGAAGCUGAAGCAGGUUGUCGAUGUGAAUGUCGAGUUGAAAUAUGUUUUUGAGGCUAUAACCAAGACACGGUUGGAGCUCAAUGGUGAGGUUCCCCUGAUCGGAUUCUGUGGCGCGCCCUGGACGUUGUUUGCGUACAUGAUCGAGGGCGGCGGGAGCAAAACCUUCCAAAAGGCCAAGACGUGGAUAUUCAAGUAUCCGGAGGAAUCAAAAGCGCUUCUCAUGCGUAUUGCCAAUGUAUGCGUCGAUUUUCUGGUUGGCCAAGUAAAGGCUGGAGCGCAGAUGCUUCAAGUCUUUGAUUCCUGGGCAGGGGAACUGUCACCGCACGACUUCCAGUUGUUCUCCUUUCCUACUCUUCGUCAUAUUUCUCAGGAAGUGCGCAAACAUUUGAUCGAAGAGAAAAUUACGCCAGUUCCCAUGACUUUAUUUGCCAAAGGCGCAAACCAUGCAAUAGCCUUCCUCGCUGAACAAUCUGGAUACAAUGUCCUCGGGCUUGACUGGUGUGUCGAUCCCACAGAGGCACGCCGGCUUGUAGGCACCAAAGUUGCUCUGCAAGGCAACAUGGACCCGAACGUGCUCUAUGCUGGCAAACCAGCAAUCGAGAGUGCUGUCAAGCGCAUGUGCGAGGGUUUCAGGUCUGCCAAAGGAGGUUGGAUUGCGAACUUGGGACACGGCAUUACACCUGGAGUUGAUCCCGAAGAUGUUCGGUGGUUCUUUGAAUGCGUGCAUAAAUACUCAGCAUAGACGAGGCAGCAGUCCGCAGCUUUCUAACAAUAGAUAAAGAUUUCUUACAGAGAGCGCCCUAAUCCUAAGAUCUCCUUUUCACGGCCUAGCAUAUACAAAUCAGUAACUUGUAUAGAUAAGCCUUUAGAAAGC